Molecule: messenger RNA, 2423 nt
Organism: Trichobilharzia regenti
Lineage: Eukaryota; Metazoa; Platyhelminthes; Trematoda; Strigeidida; Schistosomatidae
Source: the annotation of a GenBank genome assembly
CUACGCGACGUCAAGGCCACUCGUAGGACAGAAUGUUGCGAGCGUUAUACGCUUACCCUGGUCCUUUCCCAGGAACUUUAAAGUUCUCUCAGAAUGAAAUUUUCUUAGAUAUUCGUGAAGAAAAUCAGGAUUGGCGUUUGGUUUCUAGGACAGAUGGGACUUUAGGUUGCGUUCCAUCAAAUUUUGUCGUAAAAUACGAGACUGAGGAUGAAAACAUCAAAGUUGAGUGUGCUAGAAAUGCAUUAGUCAACUUGUAUGAUAAAACAGUAGAAAUUUGGGGGAAGGAGGAUUUGCUUAGACGUUUGUUGCAGAUAAGCGGAGACAAACGCAUGGAUACAAUAGCACCUGACGAUGUGAAAUCAUCUGGAGACUUUUCUGAGCUAAAGAUAACUGAUCCUAAAGAACGCAUACCUCAAGCAGAAACAAAGUCUGACAAAUAUACACCAACUGAAAGAAAUAUUAUUUUACCAAAGAAUUUCGAAUACCGUCUACUGGACACAAUAAGACUUGCAACAAAUUGUUCUUAUUCAGAUUGUGGACUUGUCUAUUCCGCAUUGAUGGGUAUGCUAUCCUGUGUAAUACCAGGGAUGAAAGAAAAUCUUCAAGCCGAUAAAAAGUCAACAGAUGUGGUGAAAACAGAAGAGGAGUACUCACAAAGUCCAGAUUGGUGGUUUCUUAAGAUUAAAUUUCGUUUCUUUGAAUCACGUCAAAGUAACGAUCAAGAGUGUAAUUGGCGGUUACACGAUGAUCAAUAUGAUAUUCUUGAACGGUUGAAUGAAUUAAUCACCUUACUGGAAAGAUCAGAUCAUCAAUUAGUUGUCUGCUAUCUUCGUGUAGUUGAAUAUCGAUCAGUUCGUGCGCUUAUCGGUUUAUAUCAACGUGAAACAAAUCAAGAAAUACGCGGCAAAUUGCUCAGAUGUAUUGGAAUAUGUUGUUCUUUAGAUUCCGCCUGUAUUCAUAUCUGUCUUGAGUCAGUUCUUCCUGCUGAACUGGUUCGAGAAAUACGAUGCACUACAGAAGAGGAAAUUCCACAACUUGCUUUAAGAUUACGAUUUUUGUCCAUGUUGAUUGCGCGUUCACCAAGCCUUCCUGUGGAUUUAUCUACAUCUCUUGAUCGAGAACUUUUCGGUCAUUUGAUGAAAUUAUGCGAUUCAACAAGUUCAACUAAUUCAACUUUAAUCGAUUUAGAAAAUUUUACUGAUCAUCGUGAACUUUCAACUACAAACAAUAAUAAUAAUAGUGCUGAUGGUGAUAGUGGUAAUAAUAAUAAUAAUAUGAAUAUAAAUAUCAGCAACUCUAAUGAACAAAGUCGUCAGUGUGAAAUGCUUUCAUACACAGUAACAGUAUUUUUCUUAGCGUGUAAUUGGCAUUUUAAUAGUUCAGUCUACACCAUAAAUUCUCCGUCAAAAAAUGAUCCCACUGAUUCUGUUUGUGUUAAAAAUUCACUAUUGGAAGCAUUGCUCAGUGAAUCAAUAUCAUCUCGUCUAUUCCUUGAAAUAGUCAUUCAAACAUUCAAUCGUAAUUUCGACCCAACAUUUAUGGUGACUUUUCUUCCAAAGCAUAAAAAUGAUGACAGAGAAAGUUGUCUAAUCCAAUGGGUUAACUAUUGUCAAUCCACUGUUCAUGACAGCUGCAUUGAUGAUACAUCUGUAUCUACUACUACUACAGCUAAAGGUUUCGAGGAGUUUUUGCAAGUAUUUGAAGCGAAUUCACGCGCUGACCCUAAUACUCAUAAUGAUUUAGAAUAUAUUGAAAGUCUGUGGAAUUCUAAUCUAGGCAGUCGUCAUGCUAGUAGUAAAGAGCUGAUGAUUGACACCAAGCCAGUAUUGUCUAAUCAUCAUGUCAAUUCUUCAACAGCUACGCCUACAAAUACUGUCAUCAAAUUCCUUUGUGAUUUAUUCUACUCUCCGGAUACUUCAGCGCUAAUCUAUCAUAAUGAUUUUGAAGUGAUUAUUGAAGUGAUCAAUCGACAAUUACGUGAUUUAGAACCUGAUUCUGAGGAUUUACCUCAUUUCCUGUUACUCUUGGGCAUCAUGUCAACCAGUUCAUGUCUUACAGAAAGAGAUUCCGCGAAAAUUCAUGAUACAAUCGAUGCAUUGAAAUCAAUUAUCCAAUCAGUAUCACAUAGUACAUCGUGUAAAACACUUGCACUGGCUGUAUGUAAACGAUUAAAUACUAUUGUGCAGUCAUUCACUAAACAAUUGUAGCCAUUACCCUUACUAUUAUUAUUAUUAUUAUUAUUAUUAUUAUUAUUAUUAUUAUUAUGAUUACGUAAGCACUUUUAUGUCAUAAGUAGUACAUUAUUAUUAUUAUUAUUGUUAUUACCAAUACCACAACAUUCCAUCUGCAUUAAGUUUUAUUCAUUAUUCAUUGAGAGUUUAUACAUUCAAACUAAAAUAAUAAAAAAAUUCGGAUAAAUUUUU